This is a messenger RNA of Raphanus sativus (radish), 543 nucleotides long. RefSeq names its product secreted RxLR effector protein 161-like. NCBI's taxonomy places the organism in Eukaryota, Viridiplantae, Streptophyta, Magnoliopsida, Brassicales, Brassicaceae. Bases 1 to 543 code for a protein of 180 amino acids. The record is from RefSeq and is a predicted model, not a curated record. The transcript has a single exon.
AUGUCUUACUCUCCGAAGAUCUCACAUGGUGCUGCACUCAAACAUGUACUGCGAUAUCUUAAGGGAACAACGUCUCUUGGUCUUGUGUUCCGACGAGUAAGUAAAACAAAGCUAACCGGAUAUAGAGACUCAAGCCAUAAUAUUGACGAAGAUGACGGCAAGAGCACCACGGGUCGUAUCUUCUACCUUAAUGAUUGUCCUAUUUCCUGGUGUUCACAAAAAGAAGAGACAGUGGCGCUAUCUUCAUGUGAAGCUGAGUUCAUGGCUGCUACAGAAGCUGCGAAACAAGCUAUCUGGUUACAAAAAUUGCUCGAAGAAGUGACAGGAAAGGCGUGCAGACGAGUGGUGAUCAACAUAGACAAUAAAUCUGCAGUAGCUCUCACCAGAAACCCUGUAUUUCAUGGACGAAGCAAACAUAUACAUAAGCGUUAUCACUUCAUACGGGAAUGCGUCGAAAACGAACAAGUAAACGUUCAACAUAUUCCAGGCAUAUCACAAAAGGCUGAUAUCCUAAUUAAAGAAGAAACAAGUACAAGGAAAUGA